AUGGCGAACAAACAACAUCCAGCAGAGCCUACUCUACUACCGACCAGCAGUGGCCUCAGCUUCUCUAUUGAACACUCCUUGGAGAGAUUAGAGGUGAAAUUUACCAGUUUCUGGGCUAAAUUGAAAGCACGAGCAGCAACUACAACUUCCCUCAGGAGACUGUAGUUCAACACACUGAACCACGUGAUGUGAACAAGCCUCCUCUGGACAAAGAAGGCAAGCAAGCUCCCGUUAAUACACCCCUAUACUCACCUGGUCCAAAAGCCACCCAGGGGGGGCCACUACUACAUUCCAAAUCAGAGGGACUUGAUCCCUAUGUGCCCCAUGCCCGCGAAAUAGAGGCACCAACAGCCACACGGGCCCAGCUGUGGAUGGACAUCCUCACCCUACGCUACCUCAGCGGCCCCCCAGUAAAACCCACACCAGAUCGAUAG
Pelobates cultripes (western spadefoot toad) is the source of this 434-nucleotide messenger RNA. The record is from the annotation of a GenBank genome assembly. NCBI's taxonomy places the organism in Eukaryota, Metazoa, Chordata, Amphibia, Anura, Pelobatidae.